Messenger RNA from Histoplasma capsulatum G186AR, 2199 nucleotides. Its product is annotated as transcriptional regulator medusa. The record is from RefSeq and is a predicted model, not a curated record. The transcript has 4 exons. The coding region runs from base 1 to 2199 and encodes 732 amino acids. NCBI's taxonomy places the organism in Eukaryota, Fungi, Ascomycota, Eurotiomycetes, Onygenales, Ajellomycetaceae. Gene Ontology annotation, cellular component: nucleus.
AUGCUGGAUCUGGAUUUCCAGACUCCAUUGAUCUUCGACGAAUCUUUUGACUUUUCCGAACCUGAGGAAUCGAGAUUCGUAGGAGCCUUUUCAGACGGCCUUCUAGCCAAGUCUGGAGGCUUAUUUUCCAUGUCGGCUUACGAGAAAUCCCCACAAGCCGAUUUCCUUGAUUAUGAUGCCACGCGGGCACUUCAUGACACGGCUGGAUUCUCCGCUUAUGCUCAGCCUCCCUACGUAACACAUCUAUUUCCCUCUGCCCUGGAAAGCCACACCAUCCCGGACGAUGAGAGUGUACAUUACGUGACCAAUGAAGGAUACCCUGGAGCUAAUUCCUUUGACCUGCCCCGCUCGCCUGUUUUGGACUUGGGUUCCCGUCAGCUGCCGGAAGUUGCAUCAUACGCUCCACUUACUGGCCAUGAAGGAUCAAAGCUCUCUGUCUAUCUCCAGUCCCCGUACGACCUUCUUUCACCUGCUGCCCCAACUUCUUUCUCGUUACUCUUUGGGUCGGAACGGUGCGAAUGCAUUGUUACUUCAUUAGGCCUCCACAAAUCCAACUUCCAGUAUGUGUUGUCGGUUGAUGUCCCGCCCUUCGCAGCUACAGCUUGUCCUUCACUCACCGUCCCUAUACAAAUGAUUAUGGAUGAGAGCGAGGGCCAAGGCGCGCAAGCUGUCCAUGUUGGCGUUUUCACCUACGACCAUAAUCCGCAGUCCGCAGUCUCGCCUGCCGGGACUUCGCGGAAGAGACGACUUUCUGAAUCUUCGGACGAAACUUCAAGAUCUACCCGCUCAGCACCGGUGAAGCAGUUGCGCAUUAAGGAGCCCGCAAAUACAUUCACAUAUAGCGAAAGCCUCUCGGGAUCUCCAUAUUCGCCUUACCUGCCAACGCCAACGACUGCGAACGUCUAUCCGGUCCAGUAUCAUCCGGCAUCACCGCGACCGUCUAUACCGCAAUAUACUGGAACUUCAGGUGUAUCACAGCCCAUGAUCAAAGCUCCGUCCCCACUGGCGGCAUCAUGGAGCCCAUCCUUUUCUACGGUCAACAUCUCUGCCCAUAGCCCUGGACUGUCCAUGACACCCAAUUCUCAUUCGUCUUCGAUGCCGUCCCCUGUCAAGUCUAUGAAUCCGACUCUCAUUCGGACCUCUACAAUUCAACACUUGGCAGGUGCAGGUGGUCCAAAUCAAGCCUUCAACCCAUAUGCCAUGUAUCCUUCAAAGGCAGUGCUGAAGGUGAACGGCGAUCUGGAUUCGAUGACGGAGAACUGGUCGCCAGAAGAGCGCAACUCCAAGAGAAGACUGGUUCACUUCACUAGACGCCAGACUGGUAGCACUAUUCAUGCUGAUUUCAAGUCGGUCUCACCGGCCGAUCGCGUACCCAAUAGCAUCUGCAUCAGCUGCAUCUAUUGGGAAGGCAAGAAAGAGUGCUACGUGACUAGCGUUGAUACUAUCUACCUUCUUGAAUCCCUCGUUGGAGUAAGAUUCACGGUCGAGGAGAAGAAUCGCAUCCGCAGGAACUUGGAAGGUUUCCGCCCUCUGACUGUUUCCAAGGCAAAACCGGAGAGUGAGGACUUUUUCAAGGUCAUCAUGGGCUUCCCGAAUCCCAAGCCGCGCAAUAUUGAGAAGGAUGUGAAGGUUUUUCCGUGGAAGAUCCUUUCUCAUGCGCUGAAGAAAAUUAUUGGGAAAUACUCCGCAAGCUACUCGUCUACUGCAGGCACUCUGGCAACGCACAUUAGCCCCAAUUAUGUUAGCACACCCGACGGCAGCGCGGAUCUUCACGCCACAUCUCCAUCAAUUUCUGAUACGGGCGCCGCUGCUGCAUAUGCUGCCAACGUUUCCGCAAGUGGCAUAUCGCCGCAUCUACGCGGGCCAAAACAAGUUCUUGAUAACGCUCCGGUUUCUGGUUCCGUUGACCUUCGAUUAAUGGUAACCAGCAACAGCAAUAACAACAACCGCCAUUAUUCGAACCUGCCGGCUCCAUACCCUUACCAGAACAUCAACCACCCGCAGCCUCAGGCUGCACCUACUGCAGCUGGUAAUCGCGGUUCGUGGGACUUUGGCGCGUUCGUCAACGCCAGCUCAGGCACCACUACCGGUCCCACCCAUUCGCUCAGCUAUCCGCGCCAGAACCACCUGGGGAAUGUUAGCCAAGAUUAUAAUACUCAACCCGUAUACCCGCUGGGCCAUCCAACCACUGGACCAUAG